CAUAAUUUCUAUCACAGAAAAUUUAACUAUCUCAUUACAUUUUUCUCAUACAAACCAUCUUCUUCUACUGUAUUUGAAGUCAGAAAAUUCAACUUAACGAUGGCCGGUGGAGGGUUUUCGGCCUCCGGUGCCGGAGGAAAGGAGUUUGAGGCUAAAAUCACACCUAUUGUUAUCAUUUCUUGUAUUAUGGCUGCCACCGGAGGUCUUAUGUUUGGUUAUGAUAUUGGAGUUUCUGGUGGUGUUACGGCAAUGGAUCCUUUUCUGAAAAAAUUCUUCCCAACGGUUUACAAGAGAACAAAGGAUCAAGGAUUGAACAGUAAUUACUGCAAGUAUGAUAAUCAAGGGCUGCAGCUAUUUACUUCAUCUUUAUAUCUGGCCGGUUUAACGGCGACUUUCUUUGCUUCUUACACGACAAGAAGACUUGGUCGGAGAUUAACCAUGUUGAUCGCCGGUUGUUUUUUCAUUGUCGGAGUAAUACUAAAUGCUGCAGCUCAAGAUUUGGCUAUGCUUAUUAUUGGAAGGAUUCUUCUUGGUUGUGGAGUUGGUUUUGCUAACCAGGCUGUUCCACUGUUCUUAUCAGAGAUAGCACCUACAAGAAUUCGUGGAGGACUUAACAUUUUGUUCCAACUUAACGUAACUAUUGGCAUUCUUUUCGCUAAUCUCGUCAAUUACGGAACAGCCAAAAUAAGUGGAGGAUGGGGAUGGAGACUAUCAUUAGGAUUAGCAGGAUUUCCAGCAUUGCUACUGACCUUGGGUGCAAUAUUUGUGGUAGACACCCCUAACAGUUUGAUAGAACGAGGUCGUUUAGAAGAAGGCAAAAAUGUACUUAGAAAAAUCCGAGGUACUGACAACAUUGAACCUGAAUUUUUGGAGCUUGUUGAGGCCAGCCGUAUUGCUAAAGAAGUCAAACAUCCUUUCAGAAAUCUCCUCCAACGUAGAAAUAGACCUCAAUUGAUCAUCUCUGUUGCCCUACAGAUAUUCCAGCAAUUCACAGGGAUUAAUGCCAUUAUGUUCUACGCACCAGUCUUAUUUUCAACACUAGGAUUCGGAAGCAGCGCAGCCCUUUACUCAGCCGUCAUCACCGGAGCCGUCAACGUUCUCUCCACCGUAGUCUCCAUCUACUCCGUCGACAAACUCGGACGACGAAUCCUUCUCCUCGAAGCCGGCGUCCAAAUGUUAAUAUCCCAAAUUGUAAUCGCCAUAAUCCUCGGCAUAAAAGUCACGGACCAUUCAGACAACCUCAGCCAUGGUUGGGGUAUCUUCGUAGUCGUCAUGGUAUGCACUUACGUGUCCGCUUUUGCAUGGUCAUGGGGUCCAUUAGGAUGGCUAAUUCCUAGUGAAACUUUCCCUUUAGAAACUCGUUCAGCUGGACAAAGUGUUACGGUUUGUGUCAACUUGCUCUUCACCUUUGUUAUGGCACAAGCUUUUCUCUCCAUGCUUUGUCAUUUCAAGUACGGGAUUUUCUUAUUCUUUUCGGGAUGGAUUUUCGUAAUGUCGUUGUUCGUCUUUUUCUUGUUGCCUGAGACGAAGAAUGUACCGAUUGAGGAGAUGACUGAGAGGGUUUGGAAGCAGCAUUGGCUAUGGAAGAGGUACAUGGUGGAUGAUGAUGAUAUUGAUGUUGUUAAGAAGAAUGGACAUGCUAAUGGAUUUGAUCCUUCUGCGCAGUUGUAAAAAGGGAAAUAAGUCAAAGUUAAAAUAUGUUAGCGAGUUUUUCUGAUAAUUAAUACUACAGGAAAUGCAUAGAAAUAAGUCAAUAUAACUAUUUUAGAGGGGGUAAAAGUUUUGAGCCAGCACUUUGAUGUUUCCUGUAAUGUAUGAGGGCUCGAAAUUUGGCAUAACAAUAUCAAAAGUUUGAGUUAUUACUUUCUUGGUGUCCCUGAAAAAAACCAGAAUAUAGUGAUGUUCUGACUGUGAUCAACACCUACAGAGGUCAAUAUUUGGUAUGUCCGACCAAGGAUACGUUAGGUUUUUUGUUCAGAUUGUUGGUUGUGUAAUUUUUCGAUAAAUUCAGUGAGAUUUGCAAAUGGA
Nicotiana attenuata is the source of this 2028-nucleotide messenger RNA. RefSeq names its product sugar transport protein 13. Lineage: Eukaryota; Viridiplantae; Streptophyta; Magnoliopsida; Solanales; Solanaceae. The coding region runs from base 100 to 1671 and encodes 523 amino acids. The record is from RefSeq and is a predicted model, not a curated record. Gene Ontology annotation, molecular function: monosaccharide transmembrane transporter activity. The transcript is spliced from 5 exons. Gene Ontology annotation, cellular component: membrane. Gene Ontology annotation, biological process: monosaccharide transmembrane transport.